AUGGAGGCCGCACGAAAUAAUGCGGAUUGGGGAUUUAUCAAGAAGAAACCUUUUGGUGUCAUUAUGUCCGCGCAGACUGUGGUGAGCUUAUUCAUUGUGUUGUGCGUCGUAUUCGCACCAUUUGUCUUCGAAGGUGUUGCUUUCGUCAGCGGUUGCGCAUUCACAUUAUUCAUCUGCUCUUUCAUUUAUAAUUUGUUCCAUAUCAUGGGAUGGAAUAGAAAGGUGUUGUCAUUGCCAGGUGGAAUAAAUCUUUUUGUACCAUGUACCUUAAUGGUAUUCGCAUGCUCUGUUAUCUUUUUCUUUCUAUUCUUGUUCGGCACCCUUAUCUGCUUAGUUGGAUUCUUUGAUUCAUUCCGUUUCACGGUUCGACUCAUCAUUACCUACUUUUUCAUCUCGUUGGCAGUUGCUUUGGACGCAUUUCUUUGUCUUCGUCUUUUUGUGCUUCUGUUCCGUGCAGCACCCAAUAGUCAGAUAUUAGGUCUGACUACCGUGCUGAUAGAUGGCGAUAAGACAUCGAGAUUGGAAGGAUCAACAACGCAGUUCUCACCUACAGCAACAUCUGGUGGUACAAAUCCGGUUUAAAUUCACGACAUUGUCCAUAAGUAUCAAUUUCUUUACUUGCCAUAAGUCAUCUCGAUGAGUGCAUAUCAUAUCUAAUCCCUCAUGACGCAUUCACCUCAUUUUCCUUUUUUU
Cylicocyclus nassatus is the source of this 693-nucleotide messenger RNA. NCBI's taxonomy places the organism in Eukaryota, Metazoa, Nematoda, Chromadorea, Rhabditida, Strongylidae. The record is from the annotation of a GenBank genome assembly.